CCAUGACUUUCUUUCUUCUUCUUUUUUUACAUUUGAUAAAAUACAACUUUAUUAGUAACAAAUGAGACACAAAAUUGACAAACUUUAAAAAAAAAAAUGUAACACUAUUGUCUGUGUUGUCUCUAUUUGCUUCAGUAGAUCUGCACUCUUUCUAACGGUGCAUUUAAAAUAAUUAACAUGUAUAAACUAAACAAAUAUCCACAGGUCAUAAAAAACUUGAUAUUUGAAAAAAUGUUUUAGUGCAUUUAACAACAGAAUUCAUCAGCAGAUAGCAGCUCCUUGUUUCUGCAACAUUAUUAAGCUAACAUAAACAAGUUUGAUAAUCUCCCUUGUCUCCAUUGAUGCAAAUUAUCUCCAUUAAUUUUCCAGAUAAAUCAGGCAACCGAUUAAUUUGUCUACCACUAGUGUUUUCUUUAACAUGAGUGUAUUAUUUGAAUGCUUUCUAUUUUUUCCUCCACAUGCUGUAAUGUGACUGUAACUCUAAUUAUGAGCAAUACUACAUGACAUGUUAUUUAUUCUAUUGGUUUUUUUAUGCUACUCAUUGUAUAAUUUAUUAUUGUAUAUCUUUAUCAGUUUGGUAUUUCUGUUUGUGUAUCUGGAUUUUGGAUGUGCUGCCUUUUAAGUCUCCCCUGGCAGCCUGUUGUAGGUCACAGGCUGUGGAUGCCCUAAUCGUCCUCUGUACCUUUAAGGGAACCACGUACCUUUUCCAUCCAGUAGAUUCUGCGUGAUAUGAACUACCAUCAACCUUUAUUCCCACAGUGGAGCAGAUGAGGAGGGGUGAUGCUGGAGCACUCUUUGCCGCCUCUGCAGCAUUUCAUUAGUUUGUGAGAACAAAAGCUGUGUUUACAUUUUGACUUUGACUUUUCUGCUGUCAUUUUUUAUCUAUCUUUAUUUGUAAUUGAUCCUCAUUUAGAGAUGAAGUGUGUUUUUGCAGUCCGGUUGUUUUUGGGAAUCCUUCUCUGUGCACCGUUCCAGUGCUUGGAGUGUCCUUUGGGCUGCGAGUGUUUUGAUGUCACUCGCACAGUGAAAUGUGUUUCUAAGGAUCUGCUCACGGUGCCACAAAGUAUUCCAGGAUAUGCAAAGACUGUCAUCAUCACAGGGAAUAAUAUUCACCACAUUGGACCUGAUUCGUUUACAGAGCUGGAGAAUGUCACCAACAUCCUUUUAAGCAAUAAUAGGGUUACAGAGAUGGCGUCCCACAGUUUCUCUUCCCUCCUCAACCUGCGCUUCCUGGACCUGAGUGAGAACCAGCUGGCCCUCAUUCACCCCGAGGCCCUCAGCAUCCCCGGCAGCCCCCUUCAGGAGCUCAACCUGAGCCGCUCGCUGUAUAACUUCUCCGCCCUGACGGACCUGACCACGGCGCUACGCUGGGGCGGCCUCAGGGGUCUCCUCCGCCUCGACCUCUCUGGGAACCACCUGGCCCUGCUGCCCCCCGGGAUGUUCUCCCACCUUCCCAACCUGCAGCAGCUCUUCCUCUCCAACAACUCCCUGAUGGUGGUCUACAGCGGAACCUUCUCCGGUAUGAACCAUCUGGAGGUGCUCGACCUUUCCCACAACGCCUUCACCACAUUCAGGGCUGACGCUCUGCAAGAGCUGGAGAAGCUCGGGAACAUCCGGAUCCUCCUCGGCGACAACCCUUACACCUGCUCCUGUGAGAUCAGUCGUUUUGUGGCCUGGCUGAAUGAAUCAAGAGCUCAGGUUGAUGUGGAGGCUGUGAAGUGUUCCUCGCCAGGAGGAUUAAAUGACACCCGGCUGCGAGGGUUAGGUGUCCAAGCUAUUGGAUGUGUUGUUCCGGUUGAAGCAGAGGGGGCAGACCUCAGCCUGCAGACGUCCUACGUGUUCCUCGGGCUGGUGCUGGGGUUUGUGGGCAUGGUCUUUCUCUUUGUGCUCUACCUGAAUCGCAAAGGUAUGAAGAAGUGGAUCAUUGAAACGAGAGAUGCAUGCCAGGACAUCAUGGAGGGGUAUCACUACAGAUAUGAGAUCGACUCGGACCCUCGGCUGGGGCACAUCUCUGCAGAUAACGGGGGCAGCAGGGCCCGGGGGCAUCUAGCUCGGCCUCAGCAGCUGCCAAGUGACUCGUGUACUGUCCAGCUUCCCACCGACACACAGGUCAAACAUCUGACCACCUCCCUACCUGUGAACCUAUGAUCUUCUGAUGAUGCUAGAGUCAUUGAUAAAACAUGUGGAAGUGAAUAGUUAACCCAUUGACGCCUGAAACGCCUGUAAAACCUCUGGGUGAUUUUAAAAUAAGCCCCUAAAACCUGAAGUUUUUCUGGAAAUUCAACAGAAGUGUCAACGCUUCGACUAAAUAAAAGAUUUUUCAGCCUCUGUAGCAGAUAGAAAUGAAAUUCAAAAAGUAUUUGAGAGCUUAUACAAAUACUACAAAACGACAUAUCCGCUUUCCAGGCUUCAAUGGGUUAAUGCUGGUAGAUUUUAGGGGUAUCACAAUUUAAAUUUUCUAAAUUGAAAAUUGAUCAGAACCAGCUUUUAAUUUUAAUAUUGAAAUGACAUAUAUUGGGGAGAGAUUUUGGCCCUGUGUCACAGCAUGUGUGCGAACAUAUAAAGGUGCAGAAUUUCAACUUCAACUUUCACUUUAUGAUCCUGAAGGAAGUUUGAUCUGCAACAGUAACAAUACAAAAAAAAAUCCACACCACAAAUGAGAGCAAGGUACACCUGCCACACUAAACCUGGAGCUAAAAAAAACAAGCUAAAAACAUUAUAAACAGCAAUUGACAUAAUGCAUGUUAAGUUAAGUGCUGUACAGAGCUGUAGGAAAUUAAAUUGAAAUAAAUACAUAUUCAAUCCAGGCUAAUCCAAGAUAUCUAAAAAGGAUACACAUAAAAGAAAGCAAGUUAGUGGAUGCAAAGUUUCAUCAUCAGUUGUUAUGUUGCAUCAAUUUUCAAUUAAAAAAAUCAAAAGCAGGAUUGUUAAAAAAUAAAUUUUGACCAUAUGGCUUCAGAGUGGUAUGUUAUGCCAGUUGUAUCACACAUGUAUCUUGGCAAAGAAUCAUAAAACCAGUGAACGAUUAAAGCCUUGAUAGUCUAAUAAUGGCAUGGCUGUCAGUGCUGAAAAUACAACGUUAAAUUAAAGAAAUUAAUUGACCUGUGAUCUUAGAAGUGUAAUUGAAUCGUAACACCCCUCGUAGACAGUGGCGGUUCUACACAGGGGCCUCCAGGGGCCACUGCCCCUGUGAAGAAGCCCUUGGCCCCUGCUGUGGCCCCUGUGUCAAAUUAAUAAUAAAAUGAUCAAUUUAUAACAAUGAACGACAGAACAGUUCUUACCUAUUUUUUGUUCAAACAAUAUCUCAUUGUACACAAAAGGAACCCAGAAUGUGAACAUUGUAUAAUAGUUUAAUUGCGCAAUAAAAGCUAAAUAUAAAGAUCAUUCUCACUGUACUGCACUUUCAAAAUAAAAAAAAGUAAUUGUGCAUAAAAAUGAGAAAUGCCAUUGUCGUAUAAAAAUAACUGUUAAUGUUGGUAACUCUCAUUGCUUCAAUCAAUGUAGUUCCAAAUAUGAGACUUUUAGCUAAAAAAAAGGUUUUGAAUGCUUAAAUAUCAUUUUUGACGAUUUUUAAUGUGCCCCUCUGAUUAAACACUGGCCCCUCCUUGGCCCCCACAAUAAAACCGGUCUAGAAUCGCCACUGCUCGUAGAUUUACAGUUUCUGUUGUUGAUCUUCCUGUACAUCCUGCAGUUAUCUCUUAUAAAUCUCACCAUCAAAGUGCCUUUUGUGUUUCUAUCUGUAAACUGACCUUAUAUUGUGUGUUUAUCAUACAUUUUAUACAAACGUUAUACACAGGUUAUAUCUCAGUUUUUGUCAACUGUGGUUUCUUUGCUUUUCAGUGUUGGUAUAAUGACUUUUAAUAUCUUAGCAUACUGCAGAGGACUGCCAGAAAGAUAAAUGGCAUAGAUGGUAGCUCAAUGGCAUGAAACAUGUAUAUUGACCUAAGAAACUGUAAUCUAUAGACACUGAGACAGUUAAUCCUGUAACACGUCUUUAUUCGUGGUGUAGUGGUAGGUAAUGUGGUAGGUGAAUGACUAGGUAUCUAGGUAGGUUACUAAGGAGGAAGUGGAUAGACGCUCCUAUAUCUUCCAGUGGCUCUUUGGCUGAUAGGAGGAUAAACUGUAAAAUGCCAGAAGAAGAGGUGGGUAUUUCCAGAAUACCCUCCACUGCACCACUGGUCUUUAUUAGAUUAAUAUUUAAUUGAAUAAUUUUAUUGAAUUAACUAUGUAUCUUUAUUGUGCCAGAAUUCAUCACGUGACCAGUAUUAUAGUUUGCAAAUCAAUAGAUUUCAAUUCUACUGUAUGAAACGUGUAUUGACCUUAAUUAUAAAUAAAAAUAAAC
Molecule: messenger RNA, 4342 nt
Organism: Centropristis striata (black sea bass)
Lineage: Eukaryota; Metazoa; Chordata; Actinopteri; Perciformes; Serranidae
Product: trophoblast glycoprotein-like
Exons: 2
Coding region: 916-2148 (410 amino acids)
Biological process (GO): negative regulation of canonical Wnt signaling pathway
Cellular component (GO): plasma membrane
Molecular function (GO): protein binding
Source: RefSeq, a predicted model, not a curated record